AUGGGUAUAGUUCCAAAGAACGACAACAGCACGAGGCCAAACUCGAACAGACGCAGAAGAAAGAAAAGAAGAACCGAGGAUUUCUCGGAUUCCUCAGACUCUUCAGAUUCAUCCUCAUCAUCGAGCUCUGAUGAUGAUCAAGACCAUACUGAGGAAGUUCCACCUAGUGGAGAGGUUGAUCAAGAUGGCGAUUUCGUAUUAGAAGAUGAUGAAAUUGCGAAUAUUGGCCACCAUGAUGAAGGAGAAGCAAAAGAAGGAGAAGACGAUUCAGCUGGUAUUAAGCAAAAGGUAAAGCUUAUCAAUUUGACCAAAUCUGCAUUGAAUGAGGGUUCCAAAACCUUGGAUACGAAUCAGGUGGAAUCAUCGUUACAAAAGGGGAAAAAGACUCUUGAAACUGAUUACCUUUCGUUGAUGUUUAACAGUUAUGGUGAUGACAUUGACAAGUUAAGAAGUGCGCCUGAUUUUAACGAGAGAAGUUUAACCGUUUUAGCAAAUGCCUUGAAGAACGGUAGCAAUAUCUUUGACGAGGAUACAUUACUAGCGAUACUCAAAUAG
Messenger RNA from Williopsis jadinii, 555 nucleotides. RefSeq names its product Rsa3p (gene RSA3). Gene Ontology annotation, biological process: ribosomal large subunit assembly. Bases 1 to 555 code for a protein of 184 amino acids. Lineage: Eukaryota; Fungi; Ascomycota; Saccharomycetes; Phaffomycetales; Wickerhamomycetaceae. The transcript has a single exon. Gene Ontology annotation, cellular component: preribosome, large subunit precursor. The record is from RefSeq and is a predicted model, not a curated record.